AUGAUUGUGGAUCCGCAAGCGGCAAUUCCUUCUGGAGAAGGUUAUGCGCAGGGUCUUGUAGGUGAAACGGUGUGCGCGGGUUCGCGGAGAGGAGAAGAAGAGUUCGUCGAUGCUGAGGACGGACAGAGCCGGCUGGACUCCGUGGGCACGGAUUGCUCAGCAGUGCCCAUAGAGCAGAACUACUUCGGUCUACGCGCUGACGAGUCUGGUGUUCAGAUGUUGCAAUACCUGCUUCACAAGGAAGCGGAGAAAGUUUGGAUUUUGAACGCGAAACUGGAAAAAGAAGGAAGAUCUCUCGACGGCCUACGACGUCAAUCGAAUAUUUUGCGAGACGAGUACCACCGCUUGCAGAAGGAGUACAAAGCAAUGACUGAUCUCUAUUUGACCAAGGAGGAACUCUGUCGGAAGAAAGAAGCCAAGGUUAAGGAGCUGCUGGAAGAGAAUGAACGACUUCGCAAGAUUGUGCACCAGGGACAGAUCGAGGCCGAGACGUUUAAGAUUGUCGGGGACCAACUCGUCGAUAAUUUCGAAGAGAAAAUUAUCGGUAUCAUGACCGAGUGUUCCUCGGUCGCCUCCAUCCUUGCAAAGAAGUGGACCACUAAGGAUCUACGAGCUGCAUUCGAACGAAAAUCCGUCGGCGAUUUUGCGUUGGCCCACGUCUGUCUUCUUCACUGCCGUAGCGACGAAACAGCAGACGACAAUGUCGAGAGAAACGCAAAACCAGAAACGGAGGUGAAUUUCCAAAACCCAGAUGCAGGUGAACAAGACCAAGCACAUUCUCUGGGGCAUGGGAAGUUACCCUCUACGUCAGCGCAGGAAGGACAGUCGGUCUGUGAGCCCGCUUUCGGUGGAGGAAGUGCCAGUGACAAAGAAGACGAAACGCCUGAAAUACAGUGCCCUGCCGGUGAAAGUCAUAAGUUAUCAAAGGGAACUCAGCUGGUCCCUAGUUUUGUGUCAGUGGAGCGCCAGCUUGCUAAUAUCCCGGGUCAGACCGGUGCGAAAGUACGGGGUCUGUCAGAGAGGCGAGCGUCUCUACCCCCGCCAUGUGUUAACGGCUACCGAAAGCAACCAACAGGCAUUCGGAAUACUAUACACACUGGUAGCUUGACAGCGGGGAGUCUGUCAGCAAUUGGGCGGAAGCGCUUGGAAGGCAUCCAAAAUAACAGCCGUAUGUCACUUGACAAUCUCGCAGCCUCCCAAGGGACAUGCCGCUCAAUCAGAAUAGCUGCAUUGAACAGCACGUCUGUUGCCCUUAAGAAUCGUCCAGCCUGGGGACGUUCCCCCGUUCGCCGGGUCAUUUCUGAGAACUUCUCUGCUCCCCUGACUGGGCGACACACUGACAGGCAGUCCGGCCCACCAGCUACAACCCGGCUUGCUGGAGAAAAGAAAUGUUUGGCCGGGAGCAAGACAUUUUCGACUACGAGCGAGGUGAAUCUAUCCGUUCAGACGAAGGACGAGUUUCAAGGUAGCGCCGCUAGAACACCACAGAACCGUACUCGGGGACCCGGUUGUGCAUUGACGAACUCCGUACGCCCUAGAGGCUCUGAAGCGGCUUCGGCCACAGGAGACAAGGUUGCAUACAUCGAAUGCGAAAAAAGUCUCAAGUCCUUCGAGACAUGUAUCGCUAAGGGACAGGCGGUGUCUGGGUCCGUAACGGACCUAAAAAAUGUAAGAAGUGAGACAGCAAAUGAGCCACCGAGAGGGCAUACCCGAGUAACGAUAGGGGACCGAGGACGGGGUUCACUUUCUCAUCGAGGUCGAAAGCCCUCCGAUGGAGCUGGAGGAUGUGCCACAGCACGGUCAGCAUCCAGGGUGACUGCAAGGUCUCUGGUUCGAUCUGUCAACAAAGUGCUUUCGAUUGAGAAGUCGACAUCGUCUGAGACGAUCCGAAAACAAACAUCGUCCCCCAGUAACGCACCCGAAAAAAACACACCAUCUGCCGGGACAAGUGCACAAUGCAUGGAGAAAGCAGCCAUCCGAACCGCACCAAUGGUCUGCGCAAAAACAGGUUCUGCUCUCGGAUAUAACGUACAUGCCAUAUCGCGAUCGCAGGCGCCCCCUGAACAUCACGACGUGCCCACGUGUAGAAAAUCUGUCGGUCGUUCGAGUGAGACACACAUUGCCCUGGCAGAUGCUUGCAGAAGACCUACGCCCCACAGUCCCUCGACUUCAUUUGGAAGCGGCCCUCUUCCUCCAUCGCAGUCAUCUGCCAGCGAUGCAAAUCAAGGAGGCGUCAACAAGCUCUUCUAUGGAACUCAAAGUAAAGGAGACACAACCAGAUCACCCGUCGAGACUGUCGUCAGUAAUGCUUCUGUGGGAAGCGUGAAUUCCCAGAUUGCGCCCCUAGCACAGACAGGUGCUAAGUCGGACAGCGUAGGUCGAAAGACAGCAUCCAAGCUGCCUCCUGUUCAGCCAUCCCCUCAACCUUUCAGUCAUGCGUCUAGGAUCAGUUUUGAUCCCCGUCCGCUAAAAGUUGGCGGCCACGUUAACAUCAUACUGAAGCCAUUCGCUGCAAAAGCAUCUCACUGUUCGGACGCUGUUGCGUUCAGUGAACCAGAACAACCCGAGAGUGGCGGCAAGACUUCAGGCAAUACAUCCGGGGAAAAGACGUGCAGCUCUGCAGCUGAAUCACACUUGCCACUCCUUACUUCUGAGUGUUUACGCCCUGUCAAUGGAACAGCCAUCGAAGAAAAUGACAUCCGCCGCCCAACAGAAUCGCAACAAGGAGUGGCCCUUCAGGCGACAGAACUCCUCCGUUCGUUUCAUCAGCCCUCGGAGGACGUGCUGGAUUGCUCUAAUGACCCCACAAGACUUCGGCUUCCUCCACCACAGUCGAAAGUAACAGUCUCUGGUGAAGUCCCCUCCUUCAGGCCCAAUGUCGGCCUUGAAGGGACAGACACCGACCGAGUUAACCUCAAAAGCUGCCCGCAAGAGGAGACAGAGACUGGAGAUCGGCUAAGCGAAAGAGACGGUGACACAUCAAAAGAGUUUCCGAAGUGCGCGACGGAGGGAAGGCUACCGAGUCGGACGGUUCAGCGGACAGCGCACGCUGAGAAACCCAAGAAGAUUCCUCUCGAAGAUUUGACAACUUGGACAGAAAACAAUGGUGUGGCAGCAGUUGCUUCGGUCGCACCGGAGCAUCGCCCCGUAGACGGAGUGGCAACGGCGAAAACACAAUCAAGGCAGGCGGGCACCAGCCGCUUAAGAACACCUGAAGGCACCCCUUCCGUAGAGGACAAUACCGGACUAGGCGCGUACCUAAGCGUGGCUCCGCAUGCGUCAGCUCACACUAAUCUUGAAACGGAAUCGAGGGACCAAAUUGCAGAUGACUCUCGUGUGAAAACGGGGAAUCCACUUUUCCGCAACACCAAUGCAACGGCUGCAGCGGAUCUGCCCACUGCGUCGCAUCCCAUGAAUUGUUCAACUACUUCAGAGACUCAGCAAUCCUCAAAGUCGGCACAAGGAGCUUCAGAUAUAUCUGGAGCCACAACGCUGAACAAUUCGCCGCAGCUGGGCCCACAUCCUCGUCCAGUGUCUGCAUUCGGCGUUUCUGCUUCUGUUCCGGCCGGCUUCGCCGAGGCUGGCGGUCGUCCAGACCUCAGCGUAGACACACGCGAAAUACCAACGAACGCCAUCGCAAACAACAACAUCGUGAAGGGCACGGCAGCCCUUCCCUCACCAGUGGGAACAGUGCUACGAGGGAGCACGGGCCUGAUGCAGGUCCGCAGGGUGGGAAUGGGAGGACCCGCCGUCGCUGGAGGAGAACGAGCCUCUUUGCCUGUUUUUUGUCCGUCUUCAUUAGCACACAAUCCCGCAAACAACACCCAGCUUAGUUGGUCUUCUGGUGCAAAUGUGAACUGUCCACCGGCACCCCGACCCGUGUACACAAGGUUCACCGUAUCUGGACCUGACGCGGGUACACGAGUCUUCGCAAAACAAACGAUGGUCACGCAGUCUCGACCAGGAGACGUGAAAGAAGGAGCGGCCUCGCAUCCAUCAGCCGCCUCUCUGGGGGUCUCGUCUGACGUUCGACGUUCCGUUCAGACGAAUUGCAACAUGCCUGUCAAUCAGCUGCAACCACCAAUCCGAGUUGGCGGGAACGAGACGAGAGUGCACCCACUUCUACCUCCGCAGAUGUCUGCCGGAGGUGAACGACCCCGUAUGCCGUCCCAAACAUUCACUUUCACAACCAAGCCGGGAAUUGGAGCCCCGCAAGAAGGAUGGAUAAGGAUAACUGGACGACCAGAGGGACAGGGAAAACAGGGCUAUCACCCUUCCGGAUUCGGCCAGUAUCAAGCGCGCCCGCACGCCUUUCAUGAUCAGCCAUCCCAGGUGCCCGGUAUUCAGCAGCAGACCUGUACUCAAAUGCCAAACCAGAGUGCCUCUCCGGUUCAAAUGCACUAUGCAAUGCCACGGGCCCCAGGAAACUCCGUCACACCGCAGGGAUACGCGCUGCCGCAGCAGCCCCAACAUUUCACGUUUAUUCCACAUCAAAUGAGAAGUCAAGACUCCGCUGGUCAAUGGUCGCCGGUGCACAUGCAACUCUUUCAACGCACUUCCUGGCAUCCAAUGCAGUGCCCUCAACCCGCAUGCUAUGACAAGCGUUUUCCUGUGUUAACACAGGUUCGCGGCCAGUAUGUGCAAACCACUGUUCCCUCUCACCAAGGCCUCUUAGGGCCUCCAGCAGGACUGAACUGA
This is a messenger RNA of Toxoplasma gondii ME49, 4698 nucleotides long. RefSeq lists its product as hypothetical. The transcript has 7 exons. The coding region runs from base 1 to 4698 and encodes 1565 amino acids. Lineage: Eukaryota; Apicomplexa; Conoidasida; Eucoccidiorida; Sarcocystidae. The record is from RefSeq and is a predicted model, not a curated record.